Messenger RNA from Aspergillus steynii IBT 23096, 1104 nucleotides. RefSeq lists its product as uncharacterized. The transcript has 3 exons. The record is from RefSeq and is a predicted model, not a curated record. NCBI's taxonomy places the organism in Eukaryota, Fungi, Ascomycota, Eurotiomycetes, Eurotiales, Aspergillaceae. The coding region runs from base 1 to 1104 and encodes 367 amino acids.
AUGAACGCCCGGAACCUUCUCAGCCCUAUCUUGAUCGCGAUGCUCUUCCCUAAACUGGGAUCAGCAUUCCAUCUCCCCCGUCGCUCCAAUGCCCAUGCACCCUUCAACCCAGCAAAAAACCUAACAACACGUCAUUUCUCGUCGACCGAUGGACGGCCUAUCAACACCACUGGGGAUUUUGAGAUCUGGUACUUUGACUUCAUCUCGGAAGACCUGACAACUGCCGCCCAUAUGGCUUUCAACGUGACGCCUACAAAUCCAUCUAUACCAUCCUAUCCAAUUGAUGCAAUCUUAAGCUCUGUCGUUGAUAUAAUGCUGCCAAACAAAACGCAUUUCCUAAAGGAAUUUCACCCUCGCAGAGGGGCUGUGAGUGAGAGCCGAGACAUCAGUGCGGGACGGUUCGGUGACGACACGGACUACGUAUCGUGGAGAAGCGAUGUCAGUUUCAAUCGGGGAUCUAUGGAUAUUGACAUGCCAGGGGCGGAACUGAAAGGCCGAAUAAAAUGGGAGCAGGCUGCGCCGCCUCACCUACCCUGGGGCCUUUACGAGAAGGGCGGCACAUACGAGCUUGUACCGCACCUCUGGUGGACUAACCAGGGACCUGAUCUCACAGCGACGGUAGAAUUCGAAGUUGCUAUUGAGCACAUACGCUUCUCGGGCAUCGGAUAUCAAGACAAGAUCUGGGCGGAUCUCCCACUCCCCGCGAUUUUAGGCCCCUGGUACUGGGGCCAUGUCCGAAUUGGUGGAUACAGCUUGGUCUGGUACGAGCUGGUCUCCAAGUUCGGAGGCAAGUACUAUAGCAGCUACCUGGCACGCGACGGAGAGGUCUUGACCGCGAACUGUGCCAACAACACGCUUAGAGUUCAGCCGUUCGAUAAAGACGGGGUUUAUCUUCCACCAGAUGAUUUCAGUUUGCCCGCUGGUUUUAUAGUUUCCGCUUAUGUCCCCGGUGAAGGCCAAUUUACCGUCAAUGUUACCAACGAUGUGUUGUUCCUUGUGAUUCCUGACCCGGUUACUAGGCGGUGGAUCGGUCAUGCCACCGGGGGCUUCGAGGAUGGAGAUAUUUUCGAAGGAUCUGGCUUUUGGGAACAGGCUAUUAUUUGA